This is a messenger RNA of Anopheles marshallii, 5667 nucleotides long. RefSeq names its product klarsicht protein-like. Lineage: Eukaryota; Metazoa; Arthropoda; Insecta; Diptera; Culicidae. The transcript has 13 exons. Gene Ontology annotation, cellular component: membrane. The record is from RefSeq and is a predicted model, not a curated record. Bases 1 to 5667 code for a protein of 1888 amino acids.
AUGCAUACCCCUUCGGUGCAAGUAACCGAUGUGCAAGAAAUUUAUCGCGAAAUCAAAUCGAACUCCCGGGCAGUAGCAGCUUGCAUUCGUAGCUACGAACGUGACCGAAAGUCUGCGUCGUCUGCAUCCGGCAAGGGAUCCCUAACGCCGGAAGUCGAAGCAUCGCUCGGAAGCAGCAACACCACCAGUGGCCAUAAUAGUAGUAGUGUACCAUCAACCGCCGAAGGCAAGGGCAAGGAAAACGGAGGCGGUGGAGUGAAAGGAUUAGAGCGGCGCUAUCAUCUGCUCUACCUGAAAGCCUUUGAGAUACAGUGCCUUUUGGAAGGACUAUUGGAUAGCAAGACUUCGAGCUCAGAUAAUAACGCCAGUUUGUCGGACACGGAUGAAGAGCCGGCCAACAAGCUAGCGCGCGUUAGUAGCUCCAGCAUCAAAUCUCAGGGUUCCAAUCACAUCGAGACAUUGAAUAAUGAAGAAUGGGUUAAGGUAAAGAAGCUAUCCAACGCUGGUUUCGAUGCCGAUUCAGAAGGCAGCGAUAGUGAAAUUGUGCCCAAAAUCAUUGCCUACAGUGGAGCGAGUAACGCCUAUAACAGUAGCGGUAGUAGCAGUCAGAAGCAGCACCCGCAAUUUCACCCGGGUACGGGUAGCAUUAGUAGCAGCGCAGUAGCAUCAACAUCAUCACCUAGCUCGGGUAAUCUUAUGAUGGAAGCAGACAUUAACAACCUCUCGACGACCACGACACUUUCCGAUGCCACGACACUGACAACGACAAGCUCGAAAGCAGCCGAAGCCUCCGCAGCCAACGCCGCGACCGUGCUCAAGGAGAACAUUUUGAACAACAAUAACACAACCAUCGAGAGCGAUAAAUCAAUCAUCGGGAGCGAUUUGGUGGACGGUGGAGCCUUACUGAGCAGCACUCUCGACACGGUCAACAAUAAUGCAGUGGUUAAUGGUAGUCCAAUCGUUAAGGAACGCACGGAACGUCAUGCUGGCAAAGGAGCGUCACUCCGUCAUGUAAAAUCGUCCUCACCGAUAGGAUCAUCCGGCAAGCAGAAGCGUUCGAAAGUGAGCGAUUCGUCUAAGUUCAACCGCUCGAAUCGUAAAUCGAAGAAUUGCGCCACGUUUUACUUCAAACAUCGGGACACGGAUUCGGAACUGAACAAGGAUUCAAGUGAACGAACCAAAUCGGAUGAUUCAUCACCCAGUACAUCCUCACCGUCCGCUUCUUCGUCCGAAGGUGAUGACGAAUGGGUGUACAACAACGGUGAGCAGGAAGAUGACGAUGAGCUACUAGCGGUGAGAAAGUGUGCCGAAGAAACGCGUGAAGCCGGUGAAGAGGAGAAGGAAAACAAACCAGACGCUCAGGUGGAAAAGCAUCAGCGCGAAGAGUUGGGAACGAGUGCCUUAAAGAUGACCGCCGGCAGGGAACCGAAGUCGAAGAAGUGUUUAGACUUUACGCGGGAUGCGACGCAAAAGGGCGGAUCUUCCACACCGAAUGGUCGCAACGGGGGACGAUCGUUGAUGAUGACGUCGAUUGGAAGUUUCGGCAAAAGCUCGGAUAGCGUCAACAGUGCCAAGAGAUCGAAGCCACCGCAGUAUGCAACCAGCUCGAUCCAAAGGUUAGUGCUGCAUGCCGAGACGCUGGUGCGUGACGAAAUUUUCGCCAAAAACGCAGCUGCGGCAGCUGCUGCGGCUGCGUCGGGCAGUACGCCGAAAACGGUGGUGAAAAACCCCAGCUACUAUCAUCACCAUCAUCACCAUCAUCAUCAUAACUACAGUACGAACAAUAGCAGCAGUAACAACAGCAACAGUAGCCAUCAUCAGCCACACCACCACCAAACGUCAUCGUUGCCAUCGUUGCCGGGUGUUGGGGUGGGACCGGGCGUUGGUAUCGCGAGCAUUAUUGCAUCGCACGAACCCCAACCGCGACACGGUGCCACCGCGCACAGUCAGCAUCAUCAUCACCACCAUCAUCACGGUCACGGUCGAAAGGCGGAGAAAGCCAUGAGCAAUCUGAAGAUGAAUCUGAUCGAGGAAUGGCUUGAAAAGCAACCGUUAGAUGCUCCGGUGUCGGCCCCACUGCUGCCAGCGUCCGUACCUACGACCGACUGUGAAGCCUCCGGCGAGUACACCGAUUCGGAUUCGAUCGCACGCGACACGGACAGCUCGGAAGGGUUGGCCAACUCUGUUGCCACCUGUCUGCAGGGCGAACAGACCCAAACGUCCCAGGAGUUGCUAAACGAUGGUACGUCCUACCCGUCGGAGAACUCAAACGAUGUCUCGAACGACGACGAAGGCGUUGCAACCGAUUCGAAAGGCGGAAGCUCUGCCGCAUUGACGAGGACGACGGCCACAUCCACCGCACCGGGAGUAUCGGCCGCUACCUCUAGCCCUUCGCUACCGGUUUCGGUAGCACACGGUGGUGGUCCCACCAAUAGCGGCAGCACAUCAACGGUAGUGAAGCGUAGACCGCAUCGUUCAGCUACCGACCGGCCCUGGUCGGUGUCGUGCAUGUCACAGCUGAAUUCAUCCGGCGUGGAAAUUAAUCAGUACGGUGGAACGGACAGUGGGAGCGGCGGUGCAACCGACCCUGCCACCCAUCAGCAGGGUGCGAGCAGCAGCGGUGGUGACGGUAAUGACACCAGCAACCGACCGCUGACGGAUCAUCGAAACUUUUCGAUCAGCGAAUCGGCACUGAACACGAUGUCCCGCAGUGGUUCGUCGAUGGUUGGAGCUCGCGGCAGCAUGAAACCGACCUCCAGUCAGCAAACCGUCGUGCGCAACUCCGAAAGCAAGGGUUCGCUCAAGAAGCGUAAGCUACGGCCCCGUCGUAAGAAUCGUAUCGAUGAAUCAGGCUCGGAUGAAUCGCAACCACCGCAGCACAGUUCCUCGACAUUGCAUCUGCUCCAGCAGUCACUACUACUGCAGUACAACGCACUCACGGGCGGAAGUGGUCAACCAUUACGCGAGAUUCAACUGUCUGGUAGCAACAGUAGUGUGGCAGGCGUUGCAUUCACUACCAGUGGCAGUCGGCGGUUAUUAAAGUCGGAAUCAUUUUCCGGUCGUUUGCGGCUGUCGGACGAUUUGCUUACGUUGUCCUCACUGUCCGGUUCUUCGUCGCGGAAGUCAUCCUCCGUACGGCAGACGUCGGCUCGGUCGACGAAACGUUCGCAGGACAGUGAGGAAGAGUUCGGGUGCCCGAUGGCGAAGCCCGAGUUCCGGAUCGGUUCACUGACGCGCACCCGGUGCGGAAGUCUCAAUCUAGGAUCAUUAGCAGCGCUUGCUAAUUAUAAUCUAGAUGGUGUGGAGAAAACGGAAACCGAUCUGAAUGGAACCGGCACAGGCACGGAGGAGAUGAGCAGCUUCUCGGAACAGGCGUGGGAUAACUAUCAGGAAAAAUACAUGUCCGAACCGUACUCGGAGGAUCGUGAUACCGAUGCGGCCCGGCGUUUGCUUGACUUUGGCGAUGACUAUCGGAACUUUAUCGACUCACAGUCGGACUGUGCAUCGUCGUCUUUGUCGGCAGCUAACAUGGACUCGCUGUCACCACCUCGAUUCCGUCUGAAGUCAGAAUCGGCCAACAAGUUGGAGAUCAACACUAACUCGCUUAAUCGUCGGAAACGAUUAGACGAGUACCGAAUGGAUGAUCGAUACGGUAACAACAUGAACUCUUGGUCCAGCAAAUCUGGCAGCCCACCGCAAUCGUCGACGAACGUGAGUACACGAAAGCACGGUUCGCUUUCGUUCCUCGAGGCAACUCCACUCGCAACGAUGGUUGAAUCGAACGUAUCAAACGGGUUGAACGCUGGUUCCAUCGGUGGACCCCGUCGUCGUUCGUUGCGUUCGGUAGACAAGCACAACUCAUCAGCAGCAUUUGUGCGCUCACUGUCGCACGAAACGAGCAGCAGCUCAAACAACGAGUUUGACGAGGACAUGGAGGCGGAGGUGAAGAAACUGCUGAUCCAGAGCAAGAUCCGAUUCGCCAACACCGAAGCAUUGAAGGCCAAGUGCCAUCUGCUGAAGCCGGACGACUACAGCGAAAUCAUCACCACCUGCCGGGAAAAUGUCCGCUGCCUGGAGUCGGUGUUACGCUGCCAGCCGGGCACGGUGCUGACCGCUGCCAAGUGCCAAGAUUUACGAGAUACAAUCGUCUGCUGGGAAGGACUGCUCAACUGGAGCGAGCGACGAGUCAUUAGCAACCAGUUCCUGGAAGAUAUACGCUCGCUGAAGGAUGUACUGGAAGAGCUGGGCAGCAAGACGUUCAACAUCUGUUCCGAGUCGCACAUCCAGCUGGCGAUCGAUCAAUUGAAGAAUGAGCACAAAGUUCUGCAGAACCAACGGCCAAAGAUGCUCACGUUGAAUGCAACCGUACACAACUGGGUGUCGAAUCAGGAGCAGCAGCGUAAGGAACUGCUGGACCCGUCCGUUGACACACGGUUGGAGCAGCUGGAACGGGACAAGAACUUUGAACGCUGCAUUGGUGGCCACUGUGGUGAAUGCUACGAUUGUCUGAACGAUAUACGUCUGGAUACGUCGGUCAAUCGCGAGCUGAAGUAUGGUAUUACCACCCUCUACAGUACCUGGGAUGAGGCCGAAGUGCGGCUAAGAAACCGCAUCGAAAAUCUUACCACCUCCAUGAUGACGUGGAAGCAGCUGGAGGAUGGAUUGAGCGAUUUUCGUAACAUUCUGGAUCGGGACCGUGGAAAACUUCAAGGCAUUGAAGGUGCCCUCCAGAGUGGUGGCGGUACUACCGAGGAGAUCGCGAACAGUGUCAAGGAGGUGGUGAAGGCUCUCUCGGAGAAGGUGGAUCCGCUUUUUCAGGAGCAACAGAACGGUGCAAACAUCGAGUCGGGACAGUUUCAGCACCAGCAGCAAGAGUCCGCCCAGGAGAACCUGCAGCUAUUGGCCCCGGUUCUGCCGGCGAGCGUUAAGCUCUCGUCGAAUGGUUCUCUGUCUGAUAGUGGUAUUUCCGACGGUGGUGGCAUGUCUGAUGGCAGUCUAUCGGAACGUGAGCGACGACUGAACGCACUCAAACGGCUGGUGAAGCAGCUGGAGGUAGCGCUCGCACCCGGCAGUGACGCAAUGCAGACCAUAACGAAGCGGCUGGAAAUGGCCGAACAUGAUCUGCGCUCGCUGCAGAGUACGUGCCGUAAAAUCAUCAUGAACGAGAAGAACCACCAGGAGCAACAGCUACAGCUGCAGCAGUUGAAGGACCGUUCCCCGGGACGGGAUUCUGCCGAUGGAAACAAUAAUAACAGUGUGUCGGUGAAAAAUAAGAACAAGAAAUCACCUUCACGCAAAAAGCAUCGAAAUGGUACACAGAGCCGCAGCCAAUCAAACACAUCUGCCGAGGUAACGGAAAACGAAGACGACGAGCAGGUGUUGCACCAGCAGCUUCAACACCACACCCAAGAGGAGUUACAGCGGGAACAUUUGCUGGCUAUGCAGAAAUCUGCCCAGUUGGGCAUUGUGCAGACGACCAAAAUGAAACUCUCGCAAAACCGCUGGGUCUGGCGCAUCACCAAGAUUGCGGUACCCGUCCAACUGGCUCUGGUACUGGUGAUGUGCGCUGCUUGCUUCUUUGAACCACACUGCUGCGAUGCGCUCAACACCUAUUCGAUGAGUUUUACGCCGCAGUUGCGGUACAUGAAAGGACCACCUCCGAUUUAG